Messenger RNA from Fukomys damarensis (Damara mole-rat), 2613 nucleotides. It is a transcript of the gene Usp27x, whose product is annotated as ubiquitin specific peptidase 27 X-linked. Gene Ontology annotation, biological process: protein deubiquitination. NCBI's taxonomy places the organism in Eukaryota, Metazoa, Chordata, Mammalia, Rodentia, Bathyergidae. The record is from RefSeq and is a predicted model, not a curated record. Gene Ontology annotation, molecular function: cysteine-type deubiquitinase activity; zinc ion binding. The coding region runs from base 1 to 1782 and encodes 593 amino acids. The transcript has 3 exons.
AUGGACUGCGAGGAGGAGCUGCCUUUCCUAAGGAAACGGGGCCUGGCCACAGAAGCGGCCUCCGCUAGGGCUCUUCGGUGGGAGGAUUCCCGGGGGCGUCGCCUGCUUCCGCCGCCGCCUCCUUCAGUGAAACCCCGGCGCGGCACUGGGGGCGGAUGCCUGGAUGUGGAUUUUGCUGUGGGGCCACCAGGUUGUUCCCACGUGAACAGCUUUAAGCUGGGAGAGAACUGGAGACAGGAACUGAGGGUCAUCUACCAGUGCUUCGUUUGGUGUGGAACCCCAGAGACCAGGAAAAACAAGGCAAAGUCGUGCAUCUGCCAUGUGUGUGGCACCCAUCUGAACAGACUCCACUCUUGCCUUUCCUGUGUCUUCUUUGGCUGCUUCACAGAGAAACACAUUCAUGAGCACUCAGAGACGAAACAACACAACUUAGCUGUAGACCUUUACUAUGGAGGUAUCUACUGCUUUAUGUGUAAGGACUAUGUGUAUGACAAAGACAUUGAGCAAAUUGCCAAAGAAGAGCAAAGAGAAGCCUUGAAAUUACAAGCCUCCACCUCAACAGAGGUUUCUCACCAGCAGUGUGCAGUGCCAGGCCUUGGUGAGAAAUAUCCAACGUGGGAAACCACCAAACCAGAGUUAGAGCUGCUGGGGCAUAACCCACGGAGAAGAAGAAUUGCCUCCAGCUUUACCACUGGCUUAAGAGGACUUAUCAAUCUCGGCAACACGUGUUUCAUGAACUGCAUUGUCCAGGCUCUGACCCACACUCCGAUCCUGAGAGAUUUCUUUCUCUCUGACCGGCACCGAUGUGAAAUGCCCAGUCCUGAAUUGUGUCUGGUCUGUGAGAUGUCUUCACUGUUUCGGGAGCUGUAUUCUGGAAACCCAUCUCCUCAUGUUCCCUAUAAAUUACUGCACCUGGUGUGGAUACAUGCUCGUCAUUUAGCAGGGUACCGGCAGCAGGAUGCCCAUGAAUUCCUCAUCGCAGCGUUAGAUGUCCUGCACAGGCACUGCAAAGGUGAUGAUGUUGGGAAGGCAGCCAACAAUCCCAACCACUGUAACUGCAUCAUAGACCAAAUUUUCACAGGUGGCCUGCAAUCUGAUGUUACCUGUCAAGCUUGCCAUGGCGUCUCCACUACCAUAGACCCAUGCUGGGACAUUAGUUUGGACUUGCCUGGCUCUUGCACCUCUUUCUGGCCCAUGAGUCCAGGGAGGGAGAGCAGUGUGAAUGGAGAAAGCCACAUACCAGGCAUCACCACUCUCACAGACUGCUUGCGGAGGUUUACAAGGCCAGAGCACUUAGGAAGUAGUGCCAAAAUCAAAUGUGGUAGUUGCCAAAGCUACCAGGAAUCUACCAAACAGCUCACAAUGAAUAAAUUACCAGUUGUUGCCUGUUUUCAUUUCAAACGAUUUGAACAUUCAGCCAAACAGAGGCGCAAGAUCACCACCUACAUUUCCUUUCCUCUGGAGCUGGAUAUGACACCGUUUAUGGCCUCAAGUAAAGAAAGAAUGAAUGGACAGUUGCAGCUGCCAACCAAUAGUGGAAACAAUGAGAAUAAGUAUUCCUUGUUUGCUGUGGUUAAUCACCAAGGAACCUUGGAGAGUGGCCACUACACCAGCUUCAUCUGCCACCACAAGGACCAGUGGUUCAAGUGUGAUGAUGCGGUCAUCACCAAGGCCAGUAUUAAGGAUGUACUGGACAGUGAGGGGUAUUUACUAUUCUAUCACAAACAGGUCCUGGAACAUGAGUCAGAAAAGGUGAAAGAAAUGAAUACCCAAGCCUACUGAAGUGACACACAUGUACCUGUAACGGAAGAUGACGACACCUGUACUACAACUGUCAUCGAGAUUUAAAGGACCUACUUGACCUUGGCCCAUGGGCCUGACAGAGUAAGAAUUGAACAAUACCCAGUGUCUUAAAGGUCCUGAGUGGAAGAGAAAUAGAAGGGGAGGGAGAAGAGGCUCUAGUUGAAGCAGUCACUUAAAAGAAAAUUAAAUAGCAGGAAUGGUCUUGGUGGGAAGGCAGAACAGGGAAAUCAUGACACUGGUUCAUAUCCUAUAUUCCUCCAAAAGGUUGUGUGGGAAGAUGUGGGGGGAGGGGGGUGGUGUGGGGGGGUGUGCCCUUGUAACUGUAAAACAUCUUUCUCCAUGGGUGUUUCAACUUCAAUUGACCAAUCACAUAACAGAUAUAUGUUUUGGGGAAAAAGAAAAGUUCAUAAAAAUGUAGCCCAUUACAUACGUGGGUAUGAAAGCAGAGAAGUGGAGGAUGCAGGGAUAAGUCAUUAGCAAACACCUUUGCCAGUUUCUUUGUAUUUGUGAUUUUUGUGCUAUUAAAUGCAGUAUUAAAGAAAAGCCCACAUGGGCUAGUAAAAGAAGAAAUAAGGGGGCUUGUAUAAGGGGAGCAGUUGCUCCAGAAGUAGAGCAGACAAAAAAAUGCUGUAAGAUAAGCAAUCAACACAGACAGGCCUCAGCUGACAGUGUAGUGUGUGAGUGUUUUUUUUUUAAGCUGUAUGAUAUACUUGAGCAAAUCAAUGAACCUCUGCGAUUGUUUUCUCAUCUGUAAAAUGAAGAUAAUUCCUUCCUUAAAGAGUUGUUGUUAAACCUUAAAUGAUAUAAAAU